This is a messenger RNA of Lampris incognitus (smalleye Pacific opah), 2982 nucleotides long. RefSeq names its product short transient receptor potential channel 7-like. The record is from RefSeq and is a predicted model, not a curated record. Lineage: Eukaryota; Metazoa; Chordata; Actinopteri; Lampriformes; Lampridae. Gene Ontology annotation, biological process: calcium ion transmembrane transport; manganese ion transport; regulation of cytosolic calcium ion concentration. Gene Ontology annotation, molecular function: protein binding; inositol 1,4,5 trisphosphate binding; store-operated calcium channel activity. Bases 1 to 2982 code for a protein of 993 amino acids. The transcript is spliced from 12 exons. Gene Ontology annotation, cellular component: membrane; cation channel complex.
AUGUCUGACGAAGGAGAAGAAAGCGACAGCGGCGAACGAGCGCAGCUCCCCGAGUGUCCCUCCCCGCCUCUCUCACUCGGUCCUCCGGGAGGCUCUCCUUCCUCUGCGCGGCCCCCGGAGCUCUGCUCCUCCGCGUCUCCGCUGCUGGGGGAUCAGGAGCCACCUCACCUCGUCUCUUCGGAGCACCUUUACCUGUCUCCCGGGCGCAAAAAGCCGGGGGACCCGAUACGCUUCACCCCGCCGAAGUUCCGCCACCGGCGCGACGCGCGGCUCGCAGCGGCGGAGGACCGCUGCGAUGACGCUUUCCCCAAGCACGGCGGAGGAGACGCCGGCCCCGUUCAGCACCGCGGACAGCGCUUCCCUGCCGCCGAUUAUGGAAACCACUACUCGGCUCAGCUCGUAGACGCAGAGUUUAACUCCGAAAACCGGCAUCAGCAAACGGUGGAGGCCAUGCAGCGCCGCCACACCACGCUGAGGGAGAAGGGGCGUCGCCAGGCUGUGAGAGGCCCCGCCUACAUGUUCAACGAGCGCGGCUCAGCCCUCACGGCAGAGGAAGAGCGUUUCCUUGAUGCCGCCGAGUACGGAAACAUCCCCGUGGUCCGCAAAAUGCUUGAGGAGUCCAAAACCCUGAACUUCAACUGUGUGGACUACAUGGGCCAGAAUGCAUUGCAGCUGGCGGUGGGCAAUGAGCACCUGGAAGUGACUGAGCUGCUUCUGAAGAAGGAGGGUCUCGCAAGGAUCGGCGAUGGUCUGCUGCUGGCCAUCUCCAAGGGUUACGUGCGCAUCGUGGAAGCCAUCCUGGCCCACCCUGCCUUCAGGGGGGGUCUCCGUCUUGCUUCAAGCCCCCUUGAGCAGGAAAUGCGUGAUGACGACUUUUACGCCUACGAUGAGGACGGCACACGCUUCUCACACGACAUCACACCUGUCAUCCUUGCCGCCCACUGUCAGGAGUAUGAGAUUGUCCACAUCCUUCUGACCAAGGGGGCUCGCAUCGAGAGGCCCCACGACUACUUCUGUCAGUGUGCCGUGUGUGUCGAGAAGCAAAAGAAGGACUCCUUUAGUCACUCGCGCUCUAGGAUGAAUGCCUAUAAAGGUCUGGCAAGUGCCGCCUACCUGUCGCUCAGCAGUGAAGACCCCGUACUAACGGCCCUGGAGCUAAGCAACGAGUUGGCAAGGCUGGCUAACAUUGAGACAGAGUUUAAGAAUGACUACCGGAAGCUGUCUAUGCAGUGUAAGGACUUUGUUGUGGGGGUGUUGGACCUCUGUCGAGACACGGAGGAGGUGGAGGCCAUAUUGAACGGCGAUGUGGACCAAUGUCCCCCAAGCCCCUACAAUCGACCCUGCCUCAGCCGUGUCAAACUGGCCAUCAAGUAUGAGGUCAAGAAGUUUGUUGCACAUCCCAACUGCCAGCAGCAGCUGCUGACUAUCUGGUAUGAGAACCUGUCUGGAUUGCGGCAGCAGUCCAUAGUGGUGAAGUGCUGGACAGUGCUGGGAGUCACUGUGGGUCUACCCUUCCUGGCCAUCGCCUAUUGGAUAAUUCCCUGCAGCAAGCUUGGUCAGAUCCUGCGGAGUCCCUUCAUGAAGUUUGUAGCCCACGCCGUCUCGUUCACCAUCUUCUUGGGCCUGUUGGUCAUCAACGCCUCGGACCGCUUUGAGGGCGUCAAGAAUCUGCCCAAUGAGACCAUCACAGACCACCCCCGGCAGGUGUUCAGGGUUAAGACCACGCAGUUCUCCUGGACCGAGCUGCUGAUCAUGAAGUGGGUGCUGGGUAUGAUAUGGUCAGAGUGUAAGGAGAUCUGGACUGACGGACCCAGGGAGUAUGUCAUGCACCUGUGGAACGUUCUAGACUUUGGCAUGCUGUCCAUCUUCGUGGCAUCCUUUACGGCACGCUUCAUGGCCUUCCUCAAGGCAUCCAAGGCCCAGCUGUACGUGGACAUGCACGUACCAGACGAAAACCUCAGUAGUGCCUCACUGCCUGAUGACGUGGCCUACUUUACUUAUGCCAGGAACAAAUGGCGUCCAUCGGACCCUCAGAUCAUCUCGGAGGGUCUGUACGCCAUCGCCGUGGUGCUGAGUUUCUCACGCAUUGCCUACAUCUUGCCGGCCAACGAGAGCUUUGGGCCCCUGCAGAUCUCACUGGGCCGCACUGUCAAGGACAUCUUCAAGUUCAUGGUCAUCUUUAUCAUGGUAUUUGUUGCCUUCAUGAUUGGCAUGUUCAACCUGUACUCCUACUAUCUGGGGGCCAAGUACAACCCUGCCUUCACCACGGUGGAGGAGAGUUUCAAAACUCUGUUUUGGUCUAUCUUCGGGCUAUCGGAGGUGAUUUCAGUGGUGCUGAAGUAUGACCAUAAAUUCAUAGAAAACAUCGGCUAUGUGUUGUAUGGAGUCUACAAUGUCACUAUGGUUGUGGUUCUUCUCAACAUGCUCAUUGCCAUGAUCAACAGCUCCUACCAGGAGAUAGAGGAAGAUGCAGAUGUGGAAUGGAAGUUUGCUCGAGCCAAACUGUGGCUCUCCUACUUCGAUGAGGGCCGCACUCUGCCUGCCCCCUUCAACCUGGUGCCCAGCCCCAAAUCCUUCUACUACUUGGUCCUUCGGAUCAAGGCCUGUAUGGUACACCUCUGCAAGGCCAACGGCCAUCGGCAUGACAGUGAGGUAGAAAUGGGCAUGCUCAACUCGCAGCACAAGGCUGAGCGCUUCAAGUCUAAGCCUCAACCACAGGAAGAGUUUAUCCCCAGAAAACCCAUCAAACACCCCACCAGAUAUCAGAAGAUCAUGAAGCGCCUAAUCAAGCGCUAUGUGCUCAAGGCUCAGGUGGACCGAGAGAACGACGAAGUCAAUGAAGGAGAGCUGAAGGAGAUCAAGCAGGACAUCUCCAGUCUCCGCUAUGAGCUCCUGGAGGAGAAGUCCCAGGCCACUGGGGAGCUGGCCCGCCUCAUCCAGCAACUUGGCGACAAGUUUGGCAAGAACACCAAGAGACACUGA